GACUCUUAUGCCGGUGAUGUAAAGUUGGUUCGAUUCGAAGCACUGCCGCGUCUAGAGCUGCCGCUGCAGAUACAACAAGAUGGCAUCGAUCGACGAGCAACUCCGCAAACGCGGAUGGUUUCUUCUGAAAGAAGCGAUUGCAGAUUUGACUGAUGGCGUAGAAAACUGCUCGGCAGACGACGUCAUCCGCAGAGCUCUUCACACGGAUUUGUGUGAGAUGGGUUCUGGAUGCAUCCCGGAAGAUUUGGCUCGUAAUUUCCGCAACGUGGAAAAAGUGUCCGGUCCAGCGGUCUGGCAAAUACAACGCAUUCGCAACACAGCAGCGCCAAAAGCUGAUCCUGACAACGAUCAUGGGAAUAAAUUCUUGAGGCUACAUCUGACAGAUGGGGUUACGUCGUUUUCUGCCGUUUUGGGGGGCAAGUGCGGGCUCAGUGUACAGGAUACGCCUCCAGGCACCAAGCUGCUGCUGAACCCACAGUCAGUGCCCGUCUGCAACGGAUUCGUUCUUCUCUCUGAAAGGGAUUUUAAAAUUUUGGGUGGUACCGUGCAGCACUUGGUGGAUAAGUGGAAACUGGCAAAAGACCUAUCGCAGCAUAAACGAACAUCGGGAGAAGCCGGGCCGCCGCCCUGGGUGCCCUUUGGGGGCCAAAUAGAUAAAGAUCUUCUCAAGCAAUUAAGAACGGGCGGGCCCUUCAAAGCUAUGGACAGGGCCGGUGCAUCAAAAGGAGCUCCAAAUGAAGCAUUUGAACGACAUCGUACUUCUACGAUCGAAGAGGCAACGACUCAAGGCGGAGGUAAACGCAAGGUCUUCGGUGGAGGCGCUCGUGAAAUGCACGAUAACGAUAUAGCAAUUAUAUGUGAGCGGGGCUACUCGACUGAAACAGCUAGCUCCGCUUUGAGAAACAACAAUUACAACGUUGCUGCUGCGCUGAAGUCAUUGUCCCUUCGGGGUGAACGAGGCAAUCGAGACAGGCCACCCCGUGGGGGUAUAGAUGGAGGACGAGAGGGCAACCGAUUGAUGGAGGGCACUCGGGACGACAGUGGAGACCAUCGGGGAGACCACGGCAUGAAAGGAAUACGGAAAGGGCUUCGUGGACGCGAGGACCGCGACACGGCGGGAGGUCCAAAAAGCGGCGGCGGCAGCAUCAAUUCGAGUGGCUCCGAGCCGUUAAUUAGCUGUAAGGCGCAGUCAUCUGCUCCUACUACAUUGUUCGACAUGAUCUCAACGCAAGUCAAUUUACCCGAACAACAGCAGCAGCUGCACACACAAAUACGCGCUCGUGGUGGUGACGAUAAUCGUACGCCGCACAAUAGCUCACAUCAACAGCAUGGGCACAACGGAUUUGCACCAUUUAGUGACCAAUAUUCAAACUAUGAAAAUAAUGGGGCACAGCGCGGAAAUCGUACCUGGUUUCAGGGGAACACCGGGGUAACCAACUUACAUUCUAGCGCACAAGGCAAUUUCCGUGGACAAGAUGGACCCAGGGGAGGAAUAGGCAACAGGGGUGAAAGACAGUCGCUCAGUCGAGGCACGGCGAGAGAAGACCUAAAUCGCCGCUUUUCUGAGCGCUCUUACGAUCAUCGCAAUCGAGAUAGUCGCGAAAGCCAAGGUUAUCGAGACGGAACGUACCGUCGUUCCGGUCACGACAAUACUGUUGCCUCUAGUAAUCGGGGGACACAACGUGGACAGCAGCGUACUGAUAAUAAUUAUGUAGCCGAAUUUCCGACAUUACCAAACCAGUCAGGUUCGAAUUUAUCUCGUCUUGCCGAAGGGCAAGAAGUCGGACGAGCUUCACCAAUAGCGACGACGACAACGGUAGACAAUCAAGGACCCCAAACACGAAACGUGUCAGGAAGUCACGGUUCUAGCGGAAGUGGCCCUUAUCAGGCAGACCGGAAUGCUACUACAGCUACUGGAGGCCCUCUCCGUUCAGUGCGAAACUGCGGCGGUGGAACCGCUGUCCAAUAUCAUCACAGCACUCAUAAGUUGAAAACGGGACAACGCGUGUACGCAAAAUAUUGGGAAGAUGAGAGCAUGUACCGAGCUGUCGUGCACGAAAUGGCUGCAAGCGGACGAACGUGCGUGGUGUAUUUUGUCGAGUAUGGCAACUAUGAGGAGGUAUUGGUACAAGAUAUUGAACCUACAUUCUGGGAGGAAGAAAGAGAUUCUAGUUCUCAGCAACUGGAUCAACGCGGAGGCCCUGGCGGAGGAACGUACAGCACAGGAACAGGAAAUGCAAAAGAUCGCAACAAGACUACUGCGACUAGUUUUCGGGAUGGUGGGGGUCACAGGGAUUAUCGUGGGGGUUAUAGCGGCAGCGGUAGCAACCGUAGAACAGGUGGUGGCCAUCGAGGCGGCUAUCGAGGAGGAGGCGCCUACAGGGCUGUGCCUAGAAGACAGCAGAUGCACUAAUGAUAUGUCAGACGUCAUGUAUCUUAGCUAUGUUCAUUGCUAUCACGCAGUGCACCCACCACCUUGAUUUUAAUCGCUAUACGGAAAAGGCAUGCCAGUAGUUUCGUCGAGGACACUAAUAGCAGGCCAUUCCAUUAACCGGUGAAACAUGAAUAGCGUAGUCAUACAUAGUUGGCGUGACAAAUAGUUUCACUCACAAAGAAAAGACACAACCUGCUCCGCUCUGAUCUAGCGAACUGUUUUACGGAACGGUCACAUCGAAAAUACUUACACACCUGCCAGGCGUUAAAUGAGGAGGCAUCCUUUAACAAAAUUUGAUGUCUCAAAUAUGGACCUUGGAUACACGUACUCGAGAUGGUCUGUCUCAGGAAAACACCUGCAUAAAAAAUAUUCUUGUUUUUGAAAGAACCAUUGCAGUUAAAAUUGGCAUCGCCAAAGGAAUGUUUGUAGCUUUUCAGAUGGAUUCUUUCGAGUUUGUCUUCCAAAUAAGUCCCAAUACGAAUAUACCUCUAUGCCAAACUUUUGAAUAUAAUAAAAAUAACGAAACAAGUGAGCAGAUAAAAACGUUGCUUCUAUUUGUUGGCCUCAUUUCGGUUUUUUAGAUUCGAAAUUACUUAGAACAGUUUCAGAAUAACUUCUGAAAUGCCGAUUUAAAUUAACGCGGCUUAGUUAACGGUUUUUGGGAUAAGGUUUCUUGUAAUCGUUUUCAAAAACUACACAAUUUGAAACAUAUCCAGAGAUUGUACGUAGAUUAUUAAUUGAAGCUGGCGCAGCUUUUUGCUAAAUUAAGUAAAUCACCAUAAUUGACCGUACCGACGAAAAUAGCGAAAUCAAGCCCCGCAAGCGGUGUCGCCUCUUUGUUGGAACAUUACAUCCUUUGGCUGUUUCAUUAUCAGAACUCUUCUUCCAGUUGUUAUUACUUCAUAUGGGAGACAAGCCCAGCACAAUAUUAAAAAAUCGAAAUGAGAGCGAGGAUUGUUUUUGGUUCCAGCUUGUACCUGCGGCCUAUUUGGCCGUCCAAAUGCACACAUAACAAAUUAUGAAAGAACGAAAGUUUAAGCUCCUCUACUCAAUGUAUUAGAAGUAGCCUGGCGGCUCAAUUUAAGGCAACAUUACCAGGCAAAAUAUGUCGAUCCGCCAGUCUUUAUAUAAACACACAAUUAUGUGCGUGGUAUAGUACUAGUGGUUAUCCAGAUGUAGUCCUCUGGAUGAAGUGUAAGUGCAAAGGAUGAGACUAAAGAAAAAACCGAAUGACUUGAUUGUGAAAGGAGAGAAUAACUGAAAACUUAUUUUCCAGUUGCUUUAAAUAGGUCUUAGGGAUAAAGCGUAAGCAAAAAAUAGCAACUAACAUUUAUUUAUCAGGUUAUUCAGCAUUUUUGCUUAUUUAGCUUACUUAGCAAACUCGUGUUUGCUGCAUCGUUUGUUCACAUUGCAUACUAAGGAUUAUACCAUUUUUGCAGUGAUAUCAAUAAAUAAAACUAUUUGUUCACCUAACGAGGAGUUGCGUUUCACUUAUGAGAGUGGCAUCCUAGAAUAAGGAUCUGUAUAGUUAUAGACUACGUAUUUUUAAUGAGCUUCGAAUUUUUCAGUGGCAGCUGAUCAUAAACGCAAUGACAGGAAAGAAAGCCUCCCCGUACCUUUAAAGGCUGCUCAUAUUUUAUCUUGCUAACAGGAUCGUCAUUCACAUAUCAAAGGAAUUUACCAUAACUGCAUUGCUGGCUCAAGUGACUCGAUCUCAGCCAUGGAAUAUGGUCUAUGAUUGUGUUUGGAGUUUUUCAGACGCGGGCGAGGGCAAACGACUGCACAUGCGAAUGGCAUAGAGUGUGUAGUCAUAAAAAGUUUACAAAGUGUACCAAAAUAUUAGACCAAAGCGUAAAAUUGCUUUAGAAAAAAUAAUCGAAUAAAGGGGGGCAAACGGCCGCAACUGGUGUUGAAUACAAGUCGGAUGAUAUGGCUAAUCAAAAACAAAACUCAUAGGCCCAUCUUGUUCUCAUUUAAUGAAGUAGAAAUACAGAUCAAUGAGUUCAUCUGCCGUCUAAGCGUUAUGGUAAAAAAAGAUAUGGUAUGGGAAGGCCCCAAAUCAAUCAAGUAGCUUAAAAAGUAGCGAAGCUGAAAAAAAUUGCCUGCAAAGGUCCUGCCAAGAGCAUAAAAGGUUGCGUAGGGAAGACAGAGGCUCUUACUGACGAUAUGUGAUUAAUGCAGAGACCGCCUGAUGAGACUAAAGAAAAACAAAGCGAAUUUCUUGACCCUAAAAAGGCUCCUGUCGAUAAGAACCGCCAUUCCAUAUGAUACCUUGGAGACGUAUGCCGUAAGCGCCCUGACAGAGCUCAUAUAUAUCAAAUAAAACCAAGUAGAACAACAGACCAGCACAAGGACUAAAUAAUAAAGACAUAUAAUAAUUUCAUUUGUUAACCAAUGUUGCAUGUGCCUAACUAAAUUAAAUCCGGAGAAUUUCUGACUCUAAGUCCUCGAAGCUACCGGCUGCGCCAACCCCUAAAAACAAAGACAAAGAACGAUGAGAGAAUAGAAGCAAGUACCUUACCAGAAUACUUCUGGAAAGGUAGAGU
Molecule: messenger RNA, 4980 nt
Organism: Varroa destructor (honeybee mite)
Lineage: Eukaryota; Metazoa; Arthropoda; Arachnida; Mesostigmata; Varroidae
Product: tudor domain-containing protein 3-like
Cellular component (GO): nucleus
Source: RefSeq, a predicted model, not a curated record